Molecule: messenger RNA, 5480 nt
Organism: Hyla sarda
Lineage: Eukaryota; Metazoa; Chordata; Amphibia; Anura; Hylidae
Gene: MTMR4
Product: myotubularin related protein 4
Exons: 18
Coding region: 147-3458 (1103 amino acids)
Biological process (GO): regulation of autophagy; dephosphorylation
Molecular function (GO): metal ion binding; protein phosphatase binding; phosphatidylinositol-3,5-bisphosphate 3-phosphatase activity
Source: RefSeq, a predicted model, not a curated record
CUCCCUACACCUCCUCCCUUUCUGUGAGCGAUGGAGAGGCUGCAGUGAGCUGGCUCUGGGUGCAGAAGCAGAAGAGGAGACGAGAUGGUUACACCGGCCCAGCCCUUGUGUGUGAGCUGCGGCCGGACCGUGCAGCCCCUGCCAGCAUGACUGAGCACUCUCCGCGCCCCCACUGUUCGGUGCUCAGCUGCUUUGGUGAAGAGCCCCCCAGUCUGGAAUAUAUCCAAGCCAAGGAUCUGUUCCCACCCAGGGAACUGGUAAAAGAGGAGGAUAAGUUACAGGUUCCUUUCCAAGUUCUGCCAGGAGAGAGCGUAGAGUAUUUAGGAAGCGCCAAUGAUGCUGUCAUAGCAAUCUCCAACUACAGGCUGCAUAUCAAGUUCAAAGACUCUGUCAUCAAUGUGCCUUUAAGGAUGAUUGAGACUGUGGAGAGUCGUGAUAUGUUCCAGCUGCAGAUAAUAUGCAAGGACUCCAAAGUAGUCAGAUGUCACUUUUCCACUUUCAAGCAAUGCCAGGAGUGGCUGAAGAGACUGAGCAGAGCCUCGGCCCGUCCAACCAAACAGGAAGACUUGUUUGCAUUUGCCUACCAUGCUUGGUGCCAAGGGAUCUGCACGGAUGAAGAAGAACAUAAUGUUCACCUCUGUCGCCCAGGUGAUCAUGUAAAGGAUCGCUUCCAGAUGGAGCUGUUACGAAUGGGAUUUGAUAUGCAGAAUGCCUGGCGAGUGUCUGAUAUCAACCACAACUACAAAUUGUGUCAAAGUUACCCACAGAAGCUCCUGGUCCCUGUCUGGAUCACUGACAAGGAACUUGAGAAUGUUUCUUCUUUCAGAUCUUGGAAAAGGAUUCCUGUUGUGGUGUACAGACACACAAGAACAGGAGCAGUAAUAGCACGUUGCAGUCAACCAGAGAUCAGCUGGUGGGGCUGGCGCAAUGCCGACGAUGAAUAUUUAGUCACUUCCAUUGCAAAGGCCUGUGCUCUGAAUCCAGGCGGACGUGCUGCUAUUAUUAACUUCAGCAACAAAAGUGCCAGUGAUGGAAAUGAAAAUGGAGACACAGACUUUGACUCUUCUCUAACUGCCUGCCCUGGGAUUGAGGGCAGCGGGGCACCUCAGAAACUCUUAAUCUUAGAUGCUAGAUCUUAUACUGCUGCUGUUGCAAACAGAGCCAAAGGUGGAGGCUGCGAAUGUGAAGAGUACUAUCCAAAUUGUGAAGUUGCAUUUAUGGGAAUGGCAAAUAUUCACUCCAUCCGGAAUAGCUUUCAAUACUUAAGGGCUGUGUGCAACCAAGUGCCUGAUCCAGGAAACUGGCUAUCAGCAUUGGAAAGCACGAAGUGGCUGCAGCACCUUUCUGUCAUGCUGAAAGCUGCUACUGUUGUGGCCAACGCAGUGGAUCGAGAAGAGCGUCCGGUGCUGGUUCACUGCUCAGAUGGCUGGGACCGAACCCCACAGAUUGUAUCACUUGCAAAACUUCUCUUGGAUCCAUAUUACCGCACGUUGGAGGGUUUUCAGGUCUUGGUAGAGACAGACUGGCUAGAUUAUGGCCAUAAGUUUGGUGAUCGCUGUGGUCAUCAGGAAAAUGCUGAAGAUCAAAAUGAACAAUGUCCGGUCUUCUUACAGUGGCUAGACUGUGUCCAUCAGCUUCUCCAUCAGUUUCCUUGUCACUUUGAAUUCAACCAUGCCUUCUUGGUGAAGUUGGUGCAGCACACUUACUCGUGUCUUUAUGGAACUUUCCUUUCCAACAACCCAUGUGAACGAGAGACACGGAACAUCUACAAAAGAACUUGCUCAGUUUGGUCCCUGUUACGAACUGGUAACAAGAACUUUCACAACCUACUCUACAUGCCUGGUGGUGAGAUGGUUCUACACCCAGUUUGUCAUGUCCGGGCUCUUCAACUAUGGACAGCUGUAUACAUUCCUGCUUCAUCACCUUGCAUGCCCAUUGAUGAUGGAAUGGAAAUCUAUCUUUCCCCGGUUUCCCAAGGACAGGAAUUUAAUUCCCGAUCACUAGACAGAUUACCCAAAACGCGCUCUAUGGACAACCUUAUCACUGCUUGUGACAAUGGGGGAAUACUGACACGUACUUCUAGUGACCCCAACUUAAAUAAUCAUCAAGUGAGUCUGGACUCGCGUUGCAGCAAUGAUGAUGGAAGUGAUACUGAAAGUCUGGGCCCACUGGAGCAAACUACAGAGAUUAAAGCCAAGGAAGAAAAGGCGCCUGAUGAUCCUAUUGUCAAAGAAGGUGAUGAAGGAAACUUGCAGGAAGUCACCGAAGCCCAUCAUAAUAAUGGAGUACUGCAACUUGGUAUUUCCUCAGAUACCAAACCCGAAUCUCCAGACUUGAAAUGUGACAAUGUUAAACCUGCCUUGGCAAAUGGUGUAGAUACACAAGAGCAGACUAUUACGAUAUCUAUCACUGAUCCGGGUCAACAGGAUUGCCAGACCUUGACAAAACCUCCCUGUCCAAAUUUAGUGGGUGAUAUAUAUGUCAAUACUUCGUGUAGAGAUCUGACCAAAUCUAUCAAGAUGGCAAAGGAGGCAUGUAGGACUGAUAGGAAACUAGUCUCCCAAAUACAGAGAAAUAAUUUCUCUUUUCUUGCAUCUAACUGGGAGAGUUUACAUGGAAUGAUGAAAUCUGUCCCUGUUGGGGAAACCGUACUCCGUCGUCAUUUUUCAUAUGAGCCCUCUUCAAGAAGCCUUCACAGUAAGCAUGGAAGACAUACAGCUGGUUCUUGUGUAUCUAGAGAUGCCGCAAAGAUUCCCUACAACUUCCCUGCCUCAAUGCACUGUUCUGGCCCCUCAGUGAAAAGCUAUAGAGGCUCAAUAGCUUCACAGACCAGGCCUUUUCACUCUGGGCGCUUCUUUCCUUUGGUUUGUCCUUCUCCUGCACCUCUCUUAUAUCAAGACGAUGAUGGUUUACCUAUUCCCAAUGAUGUUGUGCAACAACGGUUGAGACAGAUGGAAGCUAGUUAUAAGCAAGAGGUUGACCUGUUAAGAAGGCAGGUGUGGGAACUGCAGCUACAGCUGGAAAUACGACAGUUUUGUGCUCCACCUCCAGAACCUGAGGCUGAUUAUGAAGAUGACUUUACUUGUGUAAAAGAAUCGGACAGCAGUGAUAUGGAUGACCUGUAUUCUGAUAAAAGUGAAGACCGACUUUCAGAGGCCAGUUGGGAACCAGUGGAUAGGAAGGAUACUGAGGUCACAAGAUGGGUUCCGGAUCACAUGGCUUCACACUGCUACAACUGUGACUGUGAAUUCUGGUUGGCCAAAAGGAGGCAUCACUGCAGGAACUGUGGAAAUGUCUUUUGUGCCGGCUGCUGUCACUUGAAGCUUCCAAUUCCCGACCAACAACUCUAUGACCCUGUUUUGGUUUGCAAUACUUGUUAUGACCACAUCCAAGUCAGUCGAGCUAGGGAACUUAUGUCCCAGCAGCUAAAGAAACCCCUAGCUGCAGCAUCAAGCUGAGUGCUGGCUAAUGUCUGGCUUCAAGCUCCUUUUGUUCCUCGCAGCCAAGAUGAAGAUUUAAGAGAACAGCGUGACUACUAAUACGUAAGCAUGUCAGUGACCCAAACGUCACCGGCUUACCUUAGCAUUACAUUUCUGCACCAGGACAGGGUUGAUCGCCAUGCAAAGUGUUGGAUUCGUGAUGGUCUUUUAGGGUUCUCUGUGACAAUUAGAAGAUUUUGGUUUGCAAUUUCUCUUGGCAUGGCUAGGGUAAAACUCCUUUUGUUGAGGAAUUUAUUUAGGAAAGUGGACAGACAAUCUGGUUGUAAAAGAGCCCAGAUACGAAAGAUGGCAAGAAUUCAAGCUGCAUUUUUCUGUACAUUUUUUUCUUUUCUUUUUACCUUAUUUCCCCCCUACUUCACAAGUCUGAAUGUGCUGUAUUGUGGUCUGAGAGGGAUUUGCCCCUGCUGCCUUUUAUCUGGAGUAAACUGAAAAUGUGGUUGGAAUGGUGGGCCCUUUUCUCCUUAAUAAGCAGGGUUUGCAUAUAAAUACUAGGGUCAGAGUUCUACAAAGCUGUGAAUAUUUACCCCUUUUGUUGGUAGAGGAGUUUACUGCACAUGUUAGUUGGCCUCUUGCUGCUGAGGGUUUAGUUGGAGUUCCUCUAUCUGUAUGUCUUCAGCUUACAACGGUUACACCCUAUAUAUUUUCUUCUAUGUCUUUGUUUGUCUUUUUUAUAUUUGUCUCCUGUUACUCUACCUUUUUUGUUAGAAUUCUUUAGUCCGUGAGUGGUGAGUGUCCCUUUUUUAGUUUUGGCUGUUCUCUGGUUUCCAUUUGAGGGGCUUCAUGUUAAAUGCUGCUAUAUGAAUUUUUGUGCACUUAACCAAUGUAACCCAGACAAGGGAUGAAAUGUUAAUACCAAAAGGUUUUGUGAUGCCAGAAAUGGAAAUUUUUGUUUUACUAUGAUCCUGUAAAGUGCCACUUUGUUACAUAAAUCAGCCAUGAGGUGUCAUAUGUUGCUUCAGCAUUGUCAUGUAGAAACUUAGUUCUUGCAAGUUGUUGUUGUUUUUUUUUUGUUUUACUUUUUUUUAUAUAUAUAUUUUUUUUUUCCUCAAUUUUCCAGUGAUCUUAAAGUCAGCACCACUUUAUUGUUUGGGCUUGGUUAAGGAGUGAAACCGUUCUCCACUUGGGAAAAAGCCAGACACUGAUGUAGCAGCAAGAUGGCAGGCUGUGGAGUCCUUUUUACAUAAAAAUAGUCUAGGUAUGAACGCACUAUGCUGUCUUUUGGUGACAACAAUUGUGAGGUCAUUCUAGAAGCAACUUGUACAAUAAUUUCUAUGCAGCACCUAUUUUACCCAUCUGCUUUACAAGCUUGGUACACUAUAUGGUUCCGUGUAGUAGAAAACUUGUUAGACAAUAUUGUCUCACCCGACUUGCAUGGCUGCUUCCUGGGAGGUGAUAGAUGAAUAUUGGUACGAUCACUCUUUGAAAGAGGUAUGCCAUUUUUAACAUGGUUCAAUCCAGUUAGAUACAUGUAACUUAGAAAUGGAUUAUAUAUUCUUAUUUCAUAUAAGAAUUUUGGUAUAGUGUGUAGCUUUCAUAUAUACAUUAAAACGGAGAUCCUCAAACUUUUAUAUAUUGUGUGCCACGUUCAACUUUAAUGCAGCUCCCGGCUGUCAUUCAAAAAUGGAGAUGUUUAUUAAGUGUUGAGAAACAAGAAUUAUUAGUUUGGUUGGUAAAAAAUUGGCAUCAAAUUUCGAUAAACAAAUGUUAAUAAAUUGGCGUUAUUUGGUUGUUGGAAUAUGCCUUCAAUAAUGUAAAUUACCAGAGCAUAAAGUCAUGUGGGACUCCUUUAGUGAGCCACUAUAGGUGGAUGGGACAGCUGCAGUAAAGCAUAGGCAUGUAUUAUAGUUUCUACCUUCAUGCAGUGUAUCUGUGUGUCUCGUAAAAAUUCUAACUAGAGAUGAGCAAACUUACAGUAAAUUCGAUUCGUCACGAACUUCUCGGCUCGGCAGUUGCUGCCUUUAGCCUGCAUAAAUUAGUUCA